Schistocerca cancellata (South American locust) is the source of this 1038-nucleotide messenger RNA. RefSeq names its product D-altritol 5-dehydrogenase-like. NCBI's taxonomy places the organism in Eukaryota, Metazoa, Arthropoda, Insecta, Orthoptera, Acrididae. The transcript has 7 exons. Bases 1 to 1038 code for a protein of 345 amino acids. Gene Ontology annotation, molecular function: oxidoreductase activity; zinc ion binding. The record is from RefSeq and is a predicted model, not a curated record.
AUGGGGGACUAUGCAGCACUUCAACUGGACACGCGUCUGCGACGACUGUAUCCGACACGGCUGCCCAUCAUGACACGCUGCCCACCAAGAGAAGUGAUUGUUCGUGUUGCCUAUGCUGGCAUCUGCCACACUGAUCUUGCCAUUCUGCAGGGUGAUUUUCAAAUAGACUGUGAUCGGCUUGUUCUUGGACAUGAAAUAAGUGGAAUUGUCUCAGGUGUUGGCAAAGAAGUUAAUUGGUUGAGAAUUGGUGACAAGGUCGCUGUGAAUCCAAACAGCAAAUGCGAGCGAUGUGCAGUUUGUCUUCAUGAGGAAAUGGGUGCACCUGCGGAAGCAAGUGUAGGUGUCGAACGAGAUGGAGGUUGGGCAGAGUUCUGCCUAGUGCCACAGUCGCAGUUACACUUGCUGCCAUCAGACGUCCCUCUCAAACAAGGUGUGCUAUGUGAGAGUCUCUCAUGUGUGGCUCAUGCAUGGGAACAUGUGACACCACUUCCACACAGUGCACGUGUUGCUGUGCUUGGCACUGACCUGGUGGGCUGUCUUACUGCCAGCCUGCUGCACGUACAGGGCUACCGCCAUGUCACAUUGUGUGAAAAUGCUGAGGCUGCCCGCCAGAGAGCCCACAGUCUCGGCCUUGGGUAUGAGAUGAUAGAUCAUAAUGAACUCUGUAACAAGACUUUUGAUUUGGCAAUUGACUGUACAGGAGAUGCCAUGAUCCAGCAAGGAGCAGCCCAUGCAUUAGGUUUUGGAGGACACCUUCUCAUUUUCAGAUCAAACUCUGUGAAGGACAGACUAUGCCUGUCACCAUUUAAUAUUUUCACAAAUGAGAUAAAAGUCACUGGUUCCCUUAUCAAUCCUUAUGCCUUUGGGAAGGCUCUUACUUGGGCUUCAGUGUUGGGGCACAGGUAUCUUGAUUUCAACAAAUUGGGUGUUGUCUCAUACCCAUUAAAAGAGUACCAAGAAGCUCUUGAGACAGCAAAGAGUGAUGAUGCAGCAAAAGUAGUCUUUGAGUUUGAUGUUUCUGAUGUACCGACUCCAUAA